AAUCCCAGCUUAUUUUAUUAAUUUUCCAUUUCACAAAAAUAGAGGACCAAAAUUUAUUUAUACACGAUAAAGCAGUAAAGCAGCAGCAACACUUGUGCCGCCGUUAUCAACUGCCGCUACACAUCUCAUUCCUCAGGCACUAUUUUGUUUAGGCUUCUCCGUUGGGACAGUAUUAAUUUUGUGACAUGCCGUAUCUGGUGCGUGAGAAUUUAUUUAUUGGCAACAUCAAUGAUGCUGCAAAGAUACUCCAGGAGGGUAGUGGCGAAGUUACUCAUAUUUUAUCAGUUCUAAGCUCUGCCUCCAUUUCAUUCUUCUCUGAGUGGCGUAGUGGUCUGUCGAUACCCACUAAAGAAAUGCGCAAGGUAUAUUUUGGAGAUGCAGAUUCUGAUGUGUAUGCAGGCAACAAUCCGGGGACUUUGCAAUCAUCAGAAAAGCUUAUUUAUUUGCUGGAGUAUGCUGGUAAGGAUUUAAAAUUAGUGAGGAUGGCGGUGCCUCUAAGGGAUAUGGAGAGAGAGAAUUUGCUUGAUUAUUUGGAUGCAUGCUUAAAUUUUAUUGAUGAAAGUAGGAAACAGGGGUCAAUCUUGGUCCACUGCUUUGCUGGUGUGUCAAGAAGUGCGGCCAUCAUCACAGCAUACCUGAUGAGAACUGAACGACUAUCUGCUGAAGAUGCAGUUGAUUCCUUGAGAGAAAGCUGUGAGUCUGUUUGUCCCAAUGAUGGUUUCAUGGAUCAGUUGAAAAUGUUUGAAGACAUGGGUUUCAAGGUUGACCACAAUAGCUCUAUAUACAAACGCUUCCAUUUAACUCAAUUGGGUGAUUCUUAUAAUCGUGGAGAAAGAAUUGAUAGUUCAAAACUUGGACCUGAUCCUGGCCUGUCAACAGAAGACACCUCUUCUGAGAGUGGGUCAUCUGUGAACAAAGCACUGACUUCUACUGCUGCAUACAGCUGCAAAAAGUGCAGAAGGCUUCUUGCAUUGCAGAGUAAUGUUCUGGACCAUGCUCCUGGAGAGGGUGAGACUUCAUUCGACUGGUCUAAAAGGAGAAGUGGCAACCCUUUCAACAAAUAUGAUGAUCUUGAUUGCUCAUCACUCUUUGUUGAGCCUCUCCGUUGGAUGAAAAUAGUUGAGGAAGGUGGAGUGGAGGGCAAGCUGUCAUGUGCAAAAUGUGAUGCUCGUUUGGGAUAUUUCAACUGGUCAGGCAUCCAAUGCAACUGUGGGUCCUGGAUCACCCCAGCCUUCCAGCUUCAUAAAAGUAAAGUCGAUAUUAGCACCCUCUAAGUUGUGCCAUGGCAUUAGAGGUGUACAAGUGUACAACCCACGAAAGGUUGUUUGACAAUCCUGGAGGCUUGCCCACAUACAAAUUCUUUUAUACUGUGGUACCAUUUCAUGAUUUUGGUAUCAUUGAAACACCCUAUAUAAUUUAGACAUACAAGUACAAAAGAAGUGGACAAUUUUGAGUACAUUUUUGUUGUUUGUCUGGUUUCACCAAAUACCUUUGAAUAUUAUAAGCUGCAAACCAGAAUGUCGUGCUAAUAUUCCGGUAAAGUGGUGAUGAUAUUACGGUCUGCCCCGUGAUUGUAGUAGGUUUCUGUUCUGAUAUUGCUAUAGCAAUCGGCUAUUUGGGCUGACAAAUGAUCUCUGUGUAUUCAUAUAAAUUGAGGCUUAUGAGGCAACAUUUUCGCUUGUCACUUUCGUGGAAUGGAAUGUGAAAAGCACAGUUUAAUAUUAA
Molecule: messenger RNA, 1725 nt
Organism: Daucus carota subsp. sativus
Lineage: Eukaryota; Viridiplantae; Streptophyta; Magnoliopsida; Apiales; Apiaceae
Exons: 7
Coding region: 186-1274 (362 amino acids)
Biological process (GO): protein dephosphorylation
Molecular function (GO): protein tyrosine/serine/threonine phosphatase activity
Source: RefSeq, a predicted model, not a curated record